GACGGGGGCAGGCCACGAUGAAACCGGCACAUCUGCUUUUUGCACUCUUUGCCUACUCAGCGAGCUCCGUGAGCCCGCCGCGGCACCUGCGCCUCACACCGUCCGCGACACCACCGGGGCAGGGCGGGGGGUUGAGGGCGGCGCACGCCGGGGCGACGGCGCCAUCUUGUGGGUGAGGGCGCGGGCAGCGGGCGCCGCCCUCCAGGAGUUCUUGCGUGGGUGUGGGGUGCAGGGAGCUCUGCUGCGCCCAGAGAGGCGGCAGCUGGACUCGCUGCUCCAGUGGAGACCAUGCAGCUGCCUCAGAGCGGGUGGAAGCCUGCAAGCAGCGCUUGUGGGCACUCUGAUUGUUGUCUCCUGCUUUGGGCGAGGGCUGUGGUAUCCAGGCGUUUUCCUGCUCAUCUGUAUUUCCUACAGCACGGAGGGCUCUGAGGCCGAGCCAGCUGCUGAUUGUUCUCUUCCCUGGAGCAGUUCAACUGGUAGAAAUCUAGUGAGGGCAUUGGCAGCUUUUACUUCAGCAUCAUCCAGCCCUGCUGAGAGGCACUCGACACAGAGCGGUGGUAAAAUGCUGGCAGAGGUUUGCCUGCAGUGCGAAGCCGAUUCAGAGCCAGCAUCAUGUGAAUCUGGAACAUCACAGCUGUUAUGGGAUUUUGACCUGGCCAUGGGCUCUAAUCUACAAGUCGUCUUCCUCUUUCUUUGGUUGCUUCACCAUGGAGGGGGAGAUGUCAGUGUACAGCAGAAACCUCUAAUCCAGGUUGCACUGCUUAAGGAAAAAGUGUCCAUCCCCUGUGAUGUCAUCUUCCCAUACACACUGAAAUAUACCAGAUUUACAAUCUUCUAUUACUGGAUUAAUGCAUGGGACCAGGAAGUAUCCAUCUAUAAUAAGAAAGAACAAGUAGAUAUCCCUCCUGGAGAAGAGAAUAAGACUGCCAUCAAAUCUUACAGUCACAAAACAGAGCCGCUUGAAAGCACCUCUUCUACUGGCACGUACUACUGCAAAGUCCAAUGGGAUGGCAUCCAAAUAAAGGGAAAGGGAGUGUUUGUCCUUGUUAGAGGUACAGGGUAUGCACAGACCUCUUAUGGGCGAGAAAUCCUCAUUACCCUUACCACUCUUCUGGCUGCACUGAGCAUCACUGCAACAGCUCUGCUAGUGUGGAAAAGAAAGAUAUUGUGUCCUAAAAGGAACCAGCUAAAUAUCCGGAGACAGAAGAUAGGAACUCAGCCUCCUUCAGCGAGCCCACCACCACCUUCUCCUGUUUAUGACCUCCUCUCAGGACUGUGCAUGUCUCCAUCCCGUUCCCAGUGCCAAAGCCUUGCGCCAUGCCCUCUGCAGUGCCUGGAUUCGCAGCAAGUUGAGGUCUAUUCUGUCCUCAAGAACAACACGAAGAUCCCAGAACACAGGAAGAGUCCUCCAGACAAGACACCUAAGAAGCAAGAAACUCUAGAAGAAUACAGUAAUACACUGUAUGAGAAUAUCUAAGGGAAAAACUGACCAAGUGUGGAUCAGAUAUCUUCCUGCACGACAGAACUACUUUCUACAUCCUCAGUUCUCUGCAAAGACCCACAGUGACUUCAGGGCACAGCCAUGGGGGACUCAUGAACCUUGGGCUCCCUCCAGACUGCCCUUCAUUAGCAGCAGAAUACAUCUGUUCAAAUCCCACGGGGGCUCAGUCUGUAUUUACGCAGCAAAGCUAUUUUGCAGCAAAGCUGUUUCAUGCAAAAGAAAAGCUGGUUUUCGUCGAGCAGUCACACGUAUCUCAAAAAUGGUGCAGAUGGGAUCUGUGCAGGUUUCUCUCACCUGGCCUGGCUGAAAUACCUACUUGAAUCUUGAUCCUCAAUAAGUGAUGUCACAGUCCAGAGACUUCCCUGCCUGCUGGCCUGAUCUUUGAAUCCUGACCUGCAGCAGUCCAUCUGAUCCUGUGCCUACGGCUUUCCUGACACAGCCAUCAGGCCUUCGUGCAUAGUUUAACCAAGAUCCAAGCAUCCACCUGCCCAUUUUUCCUUUCUCAGGACCCCCACAGUGAAACAUGCUUUCUCAUAAUCUGCUAAUCCCAUCAAGUAGUCACAGAUGCCUGCUGUGACCAUACUCAACUGACUCAAAUCAGUGCCUUGGAAUAAAUGCUUUCCCUUCAGCAAUAUCAGCAGUAUUGGGCAAGGGAUGGAUGCAUGAACAGAGAUAAAAAUGGAGUUGAGGAAGACAGAGAAAAUAUCCAUGCCUGGCAACAUGUCCCAGCAGCAGUGUCCCCUCCAGAACAAGGAAAAGGAAAAGCUGGGAACCUGAGGAAACUCCCUUGCUGGGCUGUGUAAUCCAAACAGUUCAGGGGCCACGUCCCAGCCCAGAGAGGUUCAAGCUGAGCUCCCCAGUUUGCUAUUCUUUUUGGCAAUGGGCAUUCUUAACUGUUUGGGAUUUUGAAUUUCUGUGGGAGGAGGUUUGGAAUCUCUGCCCAACCAUGACCCAUAGGUUUGCCUUUGUUUUAGCUGGGUAGUAUUUCCCAACAAAGAUAAAAGUUUUGUUUUGCUUUGUUUUCCCUCAUAGAUUAUUUGGCCAGACAGACCAGUUCUCAAAUUUAGAAUGACCGGAGUUAGAAGGGAGACUCUUGGGGUGAAUUUUCUAUCCAAGCUCUUCUCUCUCCUGUCAGCUGGAACUUGCCUACCUUUUGUGCUGAUGCAUAUUCUAGUUCUGGUGGGGAAAAGGUUACAUUUAAUAUCCAUAUAACAUGAUCAAACCAGCGGAUCAAAAAGCUGAGGCUGUUUUAUCUCAGAUUAAAAAACAACAACAAAAUAACAACUAAACAAAACCAACCCAAAAUAAGAAUAUGUGGCAUAACUUGAGAGGAAGCACAGAAACCUCUUUAAAGAAGAAGAUCAAAUUAAAACGGAGCUCCAGGGUCAUAGGACCCUCUCUAGUUGAAGAUAAUGUUGCUAUGCAUCAGAGAUAGAGGCUAUGGAAAAUGUCUCCAGGGCCUCCAACCUUCCUAUACUAUGUUUAAAGAGAUAAUCCGCUUAUUGCUUUGCUCUUUUUAUUAGAAGAGAUUUCAAACAUGCAAUUUGGACUUUCUUUAACCACAGGAAAACGCUUUUUCUCUUCCCAGUGUUGAGGAAUUCAUUUCAGAAAGAGCAAUAAAUAGACAGUGCAUCUCACUAGACUUGUCUUCCAGUUGUUAAGUGAUCACAAUAAUUAGAAAUAAAAUUUUCUGAACUCAGCAGUUUUAGUAUUUACUAAUGUGACCAGAAAUAGCAAUUAGGAUAAAAACAUUUCUCAGAAAAAAAAAAAAACAACAACACAAAAACAAAAACAGAGGAUUGUGCAGGUAUAAUAUUUCCUUAACAAAUUUGAAGAAAUGAUGAGAUUAAAUGUAAGUACGUUGUAGUAUGGCGAUAAAAUAUUCAGCCGAAGCUGGUGGUUGAGAUGAAAAGUUUAAGCUUUCAAAAUAAUGCUGCUUGUUUUUUUGUGUUUUGCUUUUUAAAUUUUAUAAAUGCUAAAAAUAAUAGUGCUGCAGAUUUCCUGGCAAAAAUCUCACUUUGCAGUGAAUUGUUUUGCUUUGCCUUUCUAUUAAAUAGUGUUCCUUACA
This is a messenger RNA of Numida meleagris (helmeted guineafowl), 3569 nucleotides long. RefSeq names its product NFAT activating protein with ITAM motif 1 (gene NFAM1). Lineage: Eukaryota; Metazoa; Chordata; Aves; Galliformes; Numididae. Gene Ontology annotation, cellular component: membrane raft. Bases 563 to 1477 code for a protein of 304 amino acids. Gene Ontology annotation, biological process: positive regulation of B cell receptor signaling pathway; regulation of B cell differentiation; B cell receptor signaling pathway. The record is from RefSeq and is a predicted model, not a curated record. Gene Ontology annotation, molecular function: transmembrane signaling receptor activity. The transcript has 10 exons.